Messenger RNA from Scheffersomyces coipomensis, 2360 nucleotides. It is a transcript of the gene GYP5, whose product is annotated as Gyp5p. The transcript has a single exon. The record is from RefSeq and is a predicted model, not a curated record. NCBI's taxonomy places the organism in Eukaryota, Fungi, Ascomycota, Pichiomycetes, Serinales, Debaryomycetaceae. The coding region runs from base 362 to 2302 and encodes 646 amino acids.
UAAUUAGCAUUGUAGUUACCUAUUUGCUCUACCUGCUGGCUAAGGAUAAAUCGGUUAAGAUUUUGGGUGUCCUGCACAUAAACGAGACACCAAAAAUGUCUGAUACAAAACCACAAAUUAACCCAUUUACAACACCACCGUAUCAAUCACAUAAAUCAAUAAUUACAACUCCAUAGAUUCAUCAUAUUAUACCCUAGAUUGGCUGUAUUGAAGGUAUUGUUAGGAUUCAUUCAAAUAUCAAAGUCAUUGAAAUAGUCUAACCCCCAAUUCAAGUCAAGUCAAUUCCAUCUAUCUCCUCCCUUUUUUUGACAGCGAACUGCGGCAUAUCUGAUAAUAGAAAACAAUCGAUAAAGUUUACACCAUGUCAACAUCUGCUGAUGAGUUUGAAGAUGCUCAUGAUGGAAUCAGUGCUACUGAAAGUAAGAGUCCAGGAGCUGCUUCUGAAAUCACUUUAACUGAAAAUGAAUCGCAACAAAGUCAAUUCAUUCCCAAACCUUUAAAGGGUCCACCCUUACCGGAUAGGAAAGUCAUUCAAGAUGCUUUAAAACUUGAUAAACUUGAAGGAAGUAUACUAGAUAUUGAUAAUUCGGAUUCAAAGGAUCAACAAGAUAAAUCCAUCCAAGAAUUAACCAAGAUUCAAUCCACUUUCAAUAAAUCAAGUUCUAAUUAUCUUUUACAAUCUAAAUUUAAUCAAUUAAAUCAUGAUUUUAAUUUAAAGGAUUCUAAAUCGAAAUCAUCGAUUAAUUCAGGUCAAGCAAACAUUAAACGAACUUUUGAUAAUAUCAAGAACACGAUUGGUAAUUUCGGGGGUGAAUAUAAGAUUGAUUGGGAUUUUUGGACUCAUAUCGUUAAUGAUUAUGGUACUGUUAUAAAUAAUGAAUCUGAUAAAUUAAAUCAAUUGAUUAUAAAGGGGAUACCCAAGGAAUUUAGAGGUAUUAUUUGGCAAUUAGUUUCUAAAUCGAAGAAUUUCGAAUUGGAAGAAUUCUAUUUAAAUUUAAAGAAUGAUCCUUCCAUUCAUGAAAAAUCGAUUAAAAGAGAUUUAACCAGAACUAGUUUUUAUACAAGUAUCGAUCAAUCUAAUAAAGCUACCGAAUUAUAUAAUGUGAUAAAAGCAUAUUCCAUAUUUGAUCCUGAUGUGGGUUAUACUCAAGGUAUGAUAUUCAUUGCUGUACCAUUAAUUAUGAAUAUGAAUGAAGCAGAAUGCUUUUGUCUUUUAGUAACUUUAAUGAAAGAUUAUCAAUUAAGAAACUUGUUUUGUCCUGAAAUGAAAGGAUUACAUCUUUUAUUAUAUCAAUUCGAUCGAUUAUUAGAACAUUAUUCCCCCGUAUUAUAUAAUCAUCUUGUUAAACAAGGCAUAAAAUCUUCCAUGUAUGCCAGUCAAUGGUUUUUAACGUUCUUUGCUUAUAAAUUCCCAUUAGAUAUUGUAUUAAGGAUUUAUGAUAUAAUUAUAACUCAAGGUAUAGAAUCAAUCUUGAAAUUUGCGGUUAAUUUAAUCAUUAAGAAUGAAACUAAUUUAUUAAAUUUAAAAUUUGAUAAAUUAUUAGAAUUCUUAAAGGAUAAAUUAUUCAAUAUUUAUAUAAAUGAUCAAUUCAUAGUUAAUGAUGAAGAUAAAUCAACUUCCACCACAACUUCAUCUACUUCUUCAACUACUCCAACCCCAACUACAACCAGAAGAUUUUCGAUUCUUAGUUCCAAAAGAAAUUCAAUCACAGGGAUUUCGAAUCAUAGUGGUCCAAGUACAGGAUUGAUAUAUUAUAAAUUAGAUGAUCUUGUGGUUGAUUCUAUGGCGAUAAACAUUGAUCCUAUUGAAUUGGUCAAAUAUACGAAUGAAUUUGAACAUAUUUAUAUACGAGAAAAAUCGAAAAUCAAUGAUAUAGAGAAGUUACAACUUGAAAAUGGCAACUUAAGACAUAAAAUCAAAGAUUUAGAAUCAAGUUAUGCUAAUCUUAAUAGUGAUCAUGUUGAUAUAGUUCAAAACAUGGUGGAUAUCAAAGUGACAUUACCAGAGGUGCUUAAUGAUAAUGAAGAGUUAAAGCUUGAAAUUGAACGAUUAGAACAAGAAUUAGCUGAUUUAAAAUCAAAGAUAAAGAGUUCUUCAACUACAGAGAAUAAUGAUUUGAAGGAUGGAAUACCCGAUAAUAUUGAAGAUCAUAUUCAUCAAUUGUUAUUAAUCAACGCUCAAGAGACAGAAAAGUAUGCUAAUCUUCAAGAUGUUUAUGAUAAUUUAUUAGAUGAAGACGAGAGAUUAGCAGCUGAAAUAAAGGCUAUUCCAAGUAAAGCAUGGUUUGGAAGAUGGAAAUGAUUAGUUCGUCAAUAGUAUUUAUAAGUAUGUUUAAUAUAAUAUAAGAAACGAUAGGUUA